This is a messenger RNA of Triplophysa dalaica, 4418 nucleotides long. It is a transcript of the gene six5, whose product is annotated as SIX homeobox 5. The record is from RefSeq and is a predicted model, not a curated record. Gene Ontology annotation, molecular function: DNA-binding transcription factor activity, RNA polymerase II-specific; RNA polymerase II cis-regulatory region sequence-specific DNA binding. Gene Ontology annotation, biological process: regulation of transcription by RNA polymerase II. NCBI's taxonomy places the organism in Eukaryota, Metazoa, Chordata, Actinopteri, Cypriniformes, Nemacheilidae. Bases 131 to 2989 code for a protein of 952 amino acids. Gene Ontology annotation, cellular component: transcription regulator complex; nucleus. The transcript has 3 exons.
AUGGGGGAGGUUGACGAAAUCCAGGGGCGUGACGCCUCAGUCUGUAGCAGGCACUCGCCUACGGGGAGAAUGGGAGAGAGAGAAAGAAGGGGAGGGAGGAGGAACUUAAAGGAAAAAAGUUAAAAUAAAAAUGGCUUCCUUGUCUUUGGAGUCCACAGAACAAACGGAAAACGGUGCAAAGGAGUCCACGGAAGAUGAAGCCAAAGUUAAAGAGGAGACGGACCCGGACGAAGUUUCGGAACAAUUGCUGCAAAGCUUCCAGAACUCGGCGCUCAGCUUUUCCACCGAUCAAGUCGCGUGUCUGUGCGAGGCGCUCCUGCAAGCGGGCAAUGUGGAUCGCCUGUGGAGAUUUCUCUCCACCAUCCCUCCUUCGGCCGAAAUGCUACGUGGCAACGAGACCCUGCUGAAGGCCCAGGCUUUGGUGGCUUUUCACAGGGACGAGUUCAAAGAGUUGUAUGCCAUACUGGACGGUCACGACUUUCACCCGAGUAACCAUGGGUUCCUUCAAGACCUCUACUUAAAAGCGCGCUACAAGGAGGCUGAGAGGUCCCGGGGUCGCAGUUUAGGCGCCGUGGACAAAUAUCGACUCCGAAAAAAGUUCCCUCUGCCAAAAACCAUUUGGGACGGAGAGGAGACGGUGUACUGCUUCAAGGAGAAGUCGCGGAACGCUCUGAAGGAUUGCUACAAGAUCAACAGGUAUCCCACUCCGGACGAGAAGAAGAAUUUAGCCAAAGCCACCGGACUUUCUUUGACUCAAGUGAGCAACUGGUUUAAGAAUCGCCGACAGAGAGACCGAACCCCGUCCGGUACCAACAGCAAAAGUGAAUCUGAUGGGAACCACAGCACAGAAGAUGAAGCAAGCAAAGGAGAUCUGGAAGACAUUACUGACAAAUCUGCUCAAGAGACAGGCAGCUCCACAGUACCUCUUUUAUCUUUCACCGGAGCUCCUGGCAAUACUGGUGGUCAGCUUAUUCUCAAUAGCACAGGGGGAUUCCUCACAAGUUCUCACCCACUGCUGCUCAAUGGGAGCCCUUUACUCUCAGGGGCAGGAACCGGGGUCAUCAUCAAUGGGUUGACACUAAGCGAUGGUCACACCGUCACUCUUAGUCCUGUUACAGCAAACGCACCAUUGCUACUUAACGGGGCACAAAUGAUAACCAAAGAUGAACGUAGGUUCAAUGACAUGGAUGUCCAAAGCAGCCUACCCAAUAUGGUGCUGAGUCCAUAUGCCAGUUUAACAAACACAAUACCUCUCUCUAUCAGUGAAGAGGCAAAAACAGCCAGCAGCAGUGUUUCACCACUGGAUUUCAUCUCUCUUCCGGAGGCCUUAAAGAAUCUAGACAAUACCCAGUCCGUGCCUACAAACUCUAUGUCCACGUCCACCAUCUCCACUUCGGUUAUCUCUUCAAUGUCUUUUCCUUCAGUGGUCUUGACCCAAAAUAGUGUUUCUACGUCAACAGCUGGCUGUGCAAAUUCAGUCAUUUCUAGUCCCUUGGUGCCACUACAUCCCACACAACCACCAGAGAUUGUUGUAUUUGCAAAGACUGAUGCCCUGGCCCCCUCCUGCAGCUCCAGCCCUCAGGUGCUGUCUUUACCCCAGGUUGUGCCAUCUAUACAAGGCAUUCCAGUGUCCCAACUAAUGCAACAUCAACCUGGGGCCACCCUGUCUUCAUGUCCACAACUUGUACCAGUCUCCCCUCUCAAUCCACAGCUACCCCAAUCUCCCAUUCCUCAAUUUCCAACACCGACCUUGCAGAUUGGUCCCAGACUUGCUCAAGCUCAGCCCCCAAACGGCUCCAACACACUAAGCACCAGUACAGCUUUAUCCCUCUCCCAACUGACUGAUAGCCAACUUGAACACGGACUUGCGGGUCAGCUAGGAGACGAGAUUACUUCAACCACAAUCUCACAGACCUCUAUGGGAACACAGGUGAUUCCCAUCUCCUCUCCAACUCAAGUUGUGCCUGUUUCCCACCCCAAAGACACAGGCCAGCCUCAGCUGGUCCCCCUUUCACUGCCUCAGUUUAUGCCUGUGACAUCCAUUGCAGGAACGCCCACUGGAACUUUCUCUUUCCCUCAGGUGGUCCCAGGGGCACCGUCUCUUUCAAUCCCAUCCUCAGGAGGCGCGUUCCAGAUUCUGACAUCUGGGUCUGGUGCAGGAUUAGGUGUUGCCCAGGGGCCAAUACGUCUUAGCCCAAUAGGUCCUCCUCAGAGUGUCCCUACUGCUUCCAUCCCUGGUGUUCAGCUGCUGAAUUCAGGCGUUAUCCAACUGCCUUCAGCUUCUCCAGGCAAUCUCCUAUUAGCAGGUGGAUUAGGAGGCAGCCCCAUUCUAAGUCUUCAGAAUGGUAAACUCAUCCUUACUAUCCCAACUGGAAUCCAGUUCACUACCAUGCCUGUCAAGUCCGUCCCAGAAAACAUAGUUUCAAGCGCCAUUGAUCUAACCUCUAACGUACACCCACUUGAAAAUCUACCAGUGCCUUCAUUCACUGCUCAAACUUCAAAUUCACUACAGUCAUCUCCUUUGGGAUUUAUUGGUUCCUCUACACUCUAUUGCAGCCCUGAGCCAGGGACCAUUGCCAACCCCACCCCAGGAGCUUCUCCUAACACUCCAGACUCCUCUAGCACUCCCACCCCUACAGGCAUCCUACAAUCCCACCAGACCCUCAGCCCUGAUAGUAUGCUCCCCCUCAGUCCAAUCUGUAGUGGUGUGGCAACUGGCACUCACCUCUCACAGCCAGUCUGGAGCCCGGUGCCUCUGUCCUCCUCUGCUGGCCUGACAUUAUUUGACAUGCGUGGGAAAGGGGAUAUAUCGGAAGACCCCGCUUUGUUAGUCCUACCGGGUGGAGAGUCUCUCCUGUUGGGCACUCCUCCUCCGGGCGAGGAUGUGGAAAGACAUUCUCAACUGGAUGAUGUAGAGGACAUGGAUGGGGACUCAAAAAUUCUGACACAACUCCAGUCUGUCCCUGUGGAUGAUGAGUUGGGUUUGUAAUUACCUGUCGUGUUGACAGCCUGCCAGUUGAACAGUGUUAAAUCCACGCCUUCAAGAGUUGCAAUCAGCUAUGAAGAGAAAUGGGAUAAGAUUGAUAACCUCAAAGGUUCGUGAAUUUCUCUACUUAGCAUUGCAUAGGUUGAGGAUUAAACAGUGAAAGUAUUCAACCUGAUAACUAGGAUGUUGUUAAAUCCUCCUAGGCUUUGUUGAACAAAUAAUUGUCUGUCAUAUAUUUUGAAUUUGUUUGUGAAAACAGAAUUCAGCAAGGGCAUGCUAAUAUGGAGGUUUAAAUGGCACUGUUAUGAGUAGUCACAGAGGACAUGUAACCGAUGGUCACCUCUAGAAAGUGUUUCUAUGUUCAGUCUGAUUGUGAUAAACGCAGAGCUUGAGAAAUGUCAAAAAGGCCUAUAUGACUACCUGAUAAAAUGGUUCAAUCUGGGAGUGAAUUGGAUAUAAAACCUCAUCUUGUGUGCCUUACGUAUUUUGCAUAACUUCUCAAAUUUAUAUUUCUAUUGUUCAAAAAACAUGGAGCAGUACUUGUAUUAAAACAAUAAUAAGAAAGUGAUAUUUUAAUAGAGAUGCAUGCAUUCUUUGAUCACAGAACUGACUUCUUGGACAGAAAAAACAUAGGUGCAUUUUGGAUGAGAUGAAAAUGAAAAGCGAACCUACACCUCAUGUGACCGUGGCAACCGCAUUGAAUUUACUACAUCACUGCAUAAAACGGAGAUCUUUCAAAAAGUGUUCUGUCUUAGAAUAUCGAAUUGCUAAUAAGUGUUGAGAUGGUGGUGCGGACCGUUAAUGGAGAACCUUGAUAAAUUGGAAGCAAAUUAACAGCAUAUGAACAGUUUUUCAAUCAAAAAUCUCUGAUCUUCAAUCUGAUCUCUCUUAAGAAAUCAUUCAUAAAACUUAAAUACAUUCACAUAAAGCACUCUUACUUUUUGUCAUUUCAUAUGUACAUUUUUUUAGAGAGUAAAUUCUGAAUAAUGAUGAUGUGUAUGGCAUACUUUUUAUAUUGAUAUGAGAUGAGGUAUUGACAAGGCCAGGUGAUGUUGGUUUCCAUUAAAAAACCUCUGAGGUCUCCCAAGCAUUCCAGCUCAUUACUAUGAUGAUGUGGAUUUUGUUUAAAGGGAAUUGAAGUAAUGCUAUAAUAGUUUUCUAUGCAACAACGGAUCCACAUGAUAACUGAACUGAAGGUUAUAAAGCAUAACCCUUAGAUGUGUCUACUUUCUUGUUGAAAACACUUCUUACACUACAAUCUCGCAUGUACAUAUACAGUGAAUCUUUUGUUCUUUGUGAUUUAUUUUAUAUUUUAAAUAAUUUUAUUUGUAGAAUUACAUAUAGCUAUGACUGUCAUUUGUCUUUUUCUUGUCUUGAUUCUAAUCCAGUGGAAUUCUACCAAUGUGAUUUACCACACAGACAAAAAAACAAA